Messenger RNA from Xenopus laevis (African clawed frog), 4120 nucleotides. It is a transcript of the gene corin.L, whose product is annotated as corin, serine peptidase L homeolog. The transcript is spliced from 22 exons. NCBI's taxonomy places the organism in Eukaryota, Metazoa, Chordata, Amphibia, Anura, Pipidae. Gene Ontology annotation, cellular component: plasma membrane; membrane; extracellular region. The record is from RefSeq and is a predicted model, not a curated record. Gene Ontology annotation, molecular function: peptidase activity; serine-type endopeptidase activity; hydrolase activity. Bases 255 to 3620 code for a protein of 1121 amino acids. Gene Ontology annotation, biological process: proteolysis; peptide hormone processing; regulation of blood pressure.
AAGAUUGGACCAGUAAAGAGUUCAGGCAGAGGGAAGUCCUUGGCACACGAAGGGUUUUUCUGUAUGGUGGGCGUGCUGUGGGUGGAGUAGGGGCUGCUGUGGAGUAGUUUUAGAGCAGCCAGGAUGCUGAGACCCCUCAUCUACAGCACGUGGAGGGACAGAGGAGCAGUGAUCCCUGUCUGUGAGAAGAAAUUCCAUGUGGGAAAGUGUCAGACCCAGGGGAUGGCAGUUGCAGUAGCAGCAGCAGUCUGACUAUGCAAUCAGUGCAACAGUUUACUUCUGUGCCGCCUGAGCAGCCCUACCGGCCAGUCAUCUGCACUAACAGGGUCUUUGGAGCAGAUGAAGAUAACAUGGGGGAUGGUUGCUCUCAGAAGCUGGCAUCUGCCAAAUACUUACGAAUUUUGCUGCUUAUUCUCAUUCCGUGUGUUUGUGCGCUUAUACUCUUGUUAGUGGUUCUGCUUACAUUUGUAGGUGUAAUAGACAAAAAUUGUUUCUACUUUAAUAAAAGUGACAUAUUGACACACAACGUUGGAGCAGGAUCUCCGCACAUUCCUAUUGUUGGGAUGGGGGACAACACUUCAGAUGGGACACUACAAAAAGACUUGGAUAUGCUGCCUACAUUAAGGAAUAUUCCUGCAACUCAGUUUGACCAAAGUUAUAUGAACUUAAGUGGAAAUACUUUACAGAACUACCCACUCACCCCUUUUACUCAAAGCACACUAACACAACACAGUGAUAAUUCCUUACUGACCAAAGAAAGGGAACACGAGGAAACCCUACUGGAAAAAAGGACUACAAAUGUCACUUCUGGGGACUUGAAUGAGGAAUCUGUCUCUUCAUCAGUGAAAACAGCUGGACCAGGGAAGCACGGGUUUGCAUUUAAAGAAGGUGCCUGUAUAAACAUUACGCACAACCAAUGCCAAAAUCUACCCUACAAUUACACUGUUCCCAAAUCCGUGUAUUCAUUUGUUAAGAGCAUAGAGAUGGAAAUGUUCCUCAAGUUCUUCAGCUAUCUCAAUCGUCUCAGCUGCUAUCCACACAUUAUGCUUUUCGGUUGCAGCCUGGCCCUUCCAGAAUGCUACAACCACGGCGAUGAGAGCUACCCCUUACUGCCAUGCAGAUCGUUUUGUGAGGCAGCGCAAGAAGGCUGUGAGCCAGUGCUGGAGAUGGUCAACUCUUCGUGGCCGGAGUUCCUAAGGUGCUCCCAGUUUCAGAAUAAAACAGACAACAGCAACACCAGCCGUGUAUGCUUCUCUCCAUUGCAAGAGAAAGGAAGGCAAUCACUGUGCGGAGAACAUGACAGCUUCUUGUGUGCCAAUGGAGUGUGCAUACAGAACAAACUAAUGUGCAAUGGAUACAAUGACUGUGAUGACUGGAGCGACGAGGUUUAUUGCAAUUGCAGUGAACAUUUAUUCCGCUGUAACACUGGGAAAUGUCUGAAUCACAGCUUUGUUUGUGAUGGAUACGAUGACUGUGGAGAUCUGAGCGACGAACAGAAUUGCGGUUGCAACCCUUUAGAAAGUUAUCGGUGUGGAGACGGGCGAUGCAUAACAUUAAGUUGGGUCUGUGAUGGAGACCAUGACUGUGCUGACAAGUCAGAUGAAGUCAACUGCUCUUGUCACAGCCAAGGACUGACAGAGUGCAAGAACGGACAGUGUAUUCCCAGUGCCUUUCGAUGUGAUGGGGACAAUGACUGCAAAGAUGGAAGCGAUGAAGAAAACUGCCCUGAAAUAAAGGGUCAGCCAUGCCAUGAUGAGGAUCCAAGAUGUGUCUAUCCAGCCUGCUCUGGGACAUGUAUUAAUGAUCCCAACUGUGGAAUAACUCAAAACAAGACCAAUUGCAGUCAGUGUGAAGCGAUCACUUUGGAACUAUGCAUAAACCUGCCUUAUAACUACACAACUUUCCCAAAUUACCUCGGUCAUAGGACUCAGAAAGAAGCCUCGAUUAGCUGGGAAUCCUCGCUAUUUCCAGCCCUUGUCCAGACGAAUUGCUACAAAUAUCUCAUGUAUUUUGCAUGCACCAUUCUGGUACCAAAGUGUGAGCCGGAGACACAUCAGCGCAUACCACCUUGCAGAUCACUUUGUGAACAUUCAAAAGAGCGAUGUGAAUCUGUACUGGGCAUUGUGGGAUUACAGUGGCCUGAAGACACAGACUGUACUCAGUUCCCAGAUGAAAAAUCAGAUAAUCAGACCUGCCUUAUGCCUGAUGAAGAUGUAGAAGAGUGUUCGCCCAGUCACUACAAAUGUCGUUCUGGGCGCUGCAUUCUAGCCUCCAGAAGGUGUGACGGGGAAGCAGACUGUGAAGAUGACAGCGAUGAAGAAAACUGUGAAUGUGCAGAGAGAGGCCUCUGGGAAUGUCCAAUAAACAAAUUGUGCAUUAAACAUUCCAUGAUCUGUGAUGGAUUUCCUGAUUGUCCAGAAGAACUCGAGGAAAAGAACUGCUCUGCAUGCACAUCUGAAGAACUUGAAUGCGGUAAUCAUGAAUGUGUAUCUCGUGAUCGAUGGUGUGAUGGUCUCAUAGACUGCACAGACAGCUCGGAUGAAUGGAAUUGUGUUACCUUGUCUAAAAAUACGAGCUCUUUGACUUUACUGACCAUUCACAGGUCAGCAUCUGACUAUCACGUAUGUGCAGAUAAUUGGGAGGAAGAGUUGACACAAUGGGUCUGCAAUCAAAUGGGUUUAGGAGGUCCAUCUAUAACAGCUGAAGCAACAGAACUUGACUACUUAGAACACAAUGAAUGGCUGCAUCUGAAGGAAGACUGGAAACAACAAAACGGGUCUACAUUUCAUGAGCUGCUAAUAAAAGGCCAACCAUGUGAAAGCAGACGGAAAGUUUCUCUUCUUUGUACCAAGGAAGAUUGUGGGCGUCGCCCUGCAGCGAGAAUGAGUAAACGGAUACUGGGCGGAAGGACCAGCAGGCCUGGACGCUGGCCGUGGCAAUGCUCUCUACAGAGUGAUCCAAGUGGCCAUAUAUGUGGCUGUGUACUGAUUGGAAAAAAAUGGGUGCUUACCGUGGCACACUGCUUUGAGGGGAGAGAAAGUGCCGCCGUGUGGAAGGUUGUAUUUGGAAUAAACAACUUGGAUCACCCAUCAGAUUUUGUGCAGACCCGUCUGGUGAAGAAAAUAAUCCUCCACCCACGCUACAACCGAGCUGUAGUAGACUAUGACAUUAGCAUUGUAGAAUUAAAUGAGGAGAUUACAGAGACCAGUUAUGUACGGCCCGUGUGCUUACCGACUAAGGGACAGUUGGUUGAACCGGAUACAUAUUGUUACAUCACAGGUUGGGGCCACAUGGGUAACAAAAUGCCUUUUAAGUUGCAAGAAGGGGAAGUUCGGAUUAUUUCCUUGGAACGCUGUCAAUCCUAUUUUGAUAUGAAGACAAUAACAUCCAGGAUGCUGUGUGCUGGCUACGAGUCUGGAACAAUAGAUUCCUGCAUGGGUGACAGUGGGGGGCCCCUUGUUUGUGAACAGCCUGGAGGAAAAUGGACACUGUAUGGUCUCACAUCUUGGGGAUCUGUAUGUUUUUCCAAGGUUUUAGGACCCGGAGUCUACAGCAAUGUGUCUCAUUUUAUUGAGUGGAUUGAAAGACAAAUAUACAUUCACAGUUUUCUAACCAGCUAAAGACACGGCUGUAUCAGAAUAUCGCCUUAGCCUCAUGUGAGGUUUCAUGUGUGGACAUCUCUUUUGUGAAUAGCAACGAGAAUGAUAUAUUUUUGUCCUUGGUAUUCUGUAUUUCUGUCUGAAAUAUUAGGCAUUUUGUAUAUAAUUGUUCACUUGGAAUUAUAUCUGUGUGUAUUCCAUUCCUAAAUUCAUCACACAGAAAACUUUAUUUUCUAUUGUUCUGUUGGAAGGGACUGUGUCAUAGUGAAGACAUUAUAUAAAUAUAUAUAUAGAAGGCAGCAGCAAAGCCAGUGUCAAGAUAUUUAAGGGAUAUUAAGGGGGAGAUUUACUAAAACUCAAUGCAAUUUUCACGCUUGCAUUGGAAUAAAAAUGGCAAUUUCUUUCACAAAUGCAAAGUCUAGUUUGAGAUAAAACGUAUUUGUGUGCGUCAGCUUUCCUGCAAUUUACUAAAGCAAUGUGCCAUUACUGUAUUUUUUGUUUUUAAAUUCUAAUGAAAAAUU